GAAAAACUUGUGAACAACAGAUGUCUUGUCAGAAGAUUGACAGACUCUGUAUCGACAUACGUCCAUGAGGGAUUAAGGGCUUGGAUGUGUAAAAGCCAAUGAUUGACCUUUGAGGAAAACAGCAUGACUUCACCAGAUGAAGAACUUUUGCAUCACUCAAAAUUACAAGAGGAGGAUCUACCACACCAAAGACCAGGUGUCCCCCCAGCAGUUCGACCAAGAUGCAAGAAAGAAAUAGCUGCUCCACCAGCAGUUCCACCAAGACGUAAAAGAGAAAUAGGUGUUCCACCAGCAGUUCCACCAAGACGUAAAAGAGGUCAUCUGCUAUCAUUUCUUAGCAAAUUGGGUCUUUUGGAAUUGUAUCCAAAUAAACUCACUCUCAGUUCUUUACUGGAGAUAAGCGAUGGAACAAUGUUAGACAAAAAGGUGGAGUCUCUCAAAGAUGUCCCUCUGGCUUUCAUAAGAAAACUACUGAUGAUCAAUACAAAGUGCCGGAAUCACACAACCGCAGACUCUGGUGGCAAUGAGGAGGAGGAGGAGGAGGAAGUCAAUCCCUUGGAUCUGGUUACCGCGCUCUACCUUUGUGCUGACAGCUUUUUGCAGCAAGAAAUGUCCAUCAAGAUGUCAAUGUGCCAGUUUGCUGUCCCUUUUCUAUUACCUUGCCCUGAUAAUAAUCAGUGCACACUCAUGGUAUGGGCUCUUAGGAAUAUUUACAAAGAGUGGCGACCCCAUGACCUUAUGCACAACAAAAACCAUUUAGAGGACAGUGUGGUGCAUGCACCCAUACCUCUCCUUACCUUUGUUCGUCUGAAAGACUGUAGACUCUCCAAAUCCCAAUUUAUCAAUCAUAUCCUGAGUACACAACAAAGUAUACAUUUCACACACAGAGACAUGGAUGGAGGAAAUGUCCCAAAGAAGAUCGCAAAUGGCCUGGUGGAGAUUGCCUGGUGUCUUCCAUGUGGACAGAGCAACAUUGAUGUGUUUCCUGAACCUGUGGCAAUAGUUAAUAUGAGGGGAGACAUACUUUCCAAAGAAACACAAUUCAGUUUCCUCAUGCAGGUGUCUACUGCAGUUUUUGUGUUCUUUGACACAAUGACCCAAGAGGAGGAGAGGUUGUUGGAUUUACAGGGCCCUCUAAAGUCCAAACUGUUUUUGGUGAUGAAUUCUGAAAUGGAGGGACAUCAUUCAAAGUCUGUUGAUACACUGAAACUCCAGGAAAAUCAUGUACUAAUUCGGAAACGGAACCUCAACAUGGCAAAGUUCUCCAAGCAGAUAAUUGGUGCCAUAACAACAGCCUUGGAAGCGUGCAAGAAAAUUAACAUAGAGGAAAUGUCACACAUCGCACAUGAUUUGGGGAUCUCUGUGGACGAAUGUAAAAAUAAGGCCUCACAGUCAGCAAAGCUUGCAGCUGAUAACAUAAUGGAAGGCAUUGGGGUUCGUCCAAUAGCUGACUACAAGAAGAAACAGCUGCCUCUCCAAAGUGAAUACUUCAAAAAAAUAGCUGAAAUUGAGAUGGAGGAAUGCAGACUACAGAACGCAGGUGAUCUCAGUCUAGAAGAAUACAAGGCUCAACUUCUUGGGGAAAAAUGUACAUUGAGAAAAAGACAAGGCAGCAUCAGGACUGCAAAAGCAAUGGAGCAGUUCAUUCAAGCACUGUCUCUACCACAGACAAAGAGCAGAGAACAUUCUUUCUCAAGUGGAUGUCACUGAAACUAGAUAGGAAAUCUCACUUAACAGUACUUCGCAAAAAAAUCAAAGAAACAGGCCAGGGAAAGGACAACAUAUCAACAGUAGAGAUUGAUCAGCAGC
This is a messenger RNA of Alosa alosa (allis shad), 1809 nucleotides long. Its product is annotated as up-regulator of cell proliferation-like. The transcript has 7 exons. Lineage: Eukaryota; Metazoa; Chordata; Actinopteri; Clupeiformes; Clupeidae. The record is from RefSeq and is a predicted model, not a curated record. Bases 124 to 1710 code for a protein of 528 amino acids.